Messenger RNA from Mitosporidium daphniae, 285 nucleotides. RefSeq lists its product as uncharacterized. The record is from RefSeq and is a predicted model, not a curated record. Gene Ontology annotation, molecular function: beta-tubulin binding. The coding region runs from base 1 to 285 and encodes 94 amino acids. The transcript is spliced from 3 exons. Lineage: Eukaryota; Fungi; Microsporidia. Gene Ontology annotation, biological process: tubulin complex assembly; post-chaperonin tubulin folding pathway.
AUGAUUUCCGACAAGAUAGAUAAGCUAUUUGCUAUCGACAAGGAUGAUUAUGAUAUCAAAAAACAGAAAGAAUGCCUCGCUGAAACUCGCCAAAUGAUUUAUGAUUCCAAAGCUAGAUUAUCCAUAGCCAUCAAGAACCUCAAAAAUUUGACGGCGUACGAGCAAGAGUGUAGCGAUGUUGCUAUUAUUGACUCUGACAUUUUCAAGUCUGCCCUAAGUGUCAUUCAGAUGGCCCCCAUUUUGCAAGAUGACGACGAAAAUAACUCUGUUUUAUUAGUGCUAUAA